AUGAAGAUGAUGUUCCAAGGGGUGUCUAAGGCGAUCAGCGGUCUGCGGGCGGAGCUGGUGGCCUCGCAGAAGGGUAAGGAGAAAGUGAGUUUUGAAGAGACAGCAGACGUGGAGGCGGCGGGCGUCAAGGUGCUGGAGAUGAUGUCUUCAAUGCCAGGCGACAACUCAUUUCUUAGCAAGACAGCAGUCUCCCCAAGCCCAGCUUCACCGUCAGUUUGGCAACUAAAGCGGCGGAGACUACAUCGUCAGCAGCGGUGGUGGCCGCGGUGUCAACAUACCCAUCGGCCUGGUCGACCUACAUGA
This is a messenger RNA of Acanthamoeba castellanii str. Neff, 303 nucleotides long. RefSeq lists its product as uncharacterized. The transcript has 2 exons. The record is from RefSeq and is a predicted model, not a curated record. Lineage: Eukaryota; Discosea; Longamoebia; Acanthamoebidae. The coding region runs from base 1 to 303 and encodes 100 amino acids.